AGGGGCGGGCUCGGCGGUUGCCGGGGGAGCGGUAACCAAGGCCGCAGUGGAAGCCUGCAGCGGAGCUGGGGAGGUUUGGAAGAGCCGUUUAUUGAUAAAUUGCGAUCAUAAUUUUUCAAUGUUGGGUUUGCAUUGAUCAAGUUAACCGGUUAGCGAGCCGGGAAUCUGCUACCAGUGGCAGGCAUGGUGAAACUGCGGGCCAAAUGCCUCCUGGCCGGUGACUCCACUGUUGGGAAAAGUGCUUUGGUGCAAGUAUUCCGUAGUGAAAGUGCUCAUUUUCUGAAAAAUUAUACCUUGACAACUGGAGUGGAUAUCUUUGUAAAUCCAGUCCUCAUACCAGACACAUCGGACAGUGUGGAGCUUUUCCUAUUUGAUUCUUCGGGAAAAGAAAUCUUCUAUGACUCGGUGGAAAGUCAAUGGGAGCUCGCCGGCGCUAUCUGCCUUGUGUACGACAUCACCAACGCCACAUCCUUCAGCAGCUGCACAAAGUGGCUGGAAAGAGCCCAGGCCCAGGCUCCCAACGGCCAGUUGCCAGGAGUUCUUGUUGGCAACAAAAUGGAUCUAGCAAGCAGGCGCAUUGUGGAGUACAAACAGGCAGAGGACUGGGCAGCAAGCCAGGGCAUGGAAUACUUUGAAACCUCAGCUAAAGAGAUGGAGAAUUGCGACAGUCCGUUCCUGAGCCUGGCCAAAGCAUUUCACCGUAUGUACGAGGAGAAGCUGGAACACAUCCAGUGCGUUGUGUGAGACCAGCCCCUUGCGGACGUUUGACCGUCAUUUCCUCUUCCUGCCCAGUGGAGUGACUACAUUGUAAUCAGACGCCUCUUCAAGAACUCGCCCUAUCUGGCAUACCAGAUCCACCAGAGCCCAGAGCAGUAAAUCCUCGUUGUAACAGACCCCUUUAUAACGGAUGUUGGAUAUAGCGGACAUACCUGCUGAUGCCAAACCCAAUAUUAACCAUCAUCUACAGUUCUUUAUUUCAACUACAUACAAUGAUAACUUUGAAGAAGGGUCUCGACCCAAAACGUCACCCAUUUAUUCUAUCCAGAGGUGAUGCCAGUCCCGCUGAGUUACUUCACAUUUUUGUGACUAUCUUUUGUUUUAACCAGCAUCUGCAGUUCCUUCCUACACAUGACCAGUGGCGGACUGACCAGGGUGUCAGCUUGCCCGAUGGCAAGUGGGCCUCUGAUGAAGUGGGCCCCCUAUAUCAAGUGGGCCCCUGAUGAAGUGGGCCCCUUUUGUCUCCUGGCAACCAAUAUUUUUAGACCCAGUCCGCCACUGCACAUGAUAAUACCUCAGUUAUAACUGACAAUCAGCAAUAACGUACUCCUAUGGUCUGUUAUAACGGUGGUUUAACGUACUCUGCUUUGACCCUCGCUCACCUUCUAUUUCAUUGCCUUGCACCCUCCUAUCAAUGUAAACUCCAUUUCUCUGUAUUUAUCUUUCCCUUUCUACUCACAUCUCUCUCUCUCGCAAAUACCUGCAUGCUAUAAAUCAACCAGGUGAUAUCUGAACGUGCCACUGUGACAUGACCAGUUGCAAGCUCCUGUGUUAAAAGCGUCAGGGAGAGACCACUUAAAACUGCUUCAGUUCAAACGGUGAAGGGGGGAUUGGGAAUUUCUGUAACGCAGUUCGAUUUAAGCGCCCAUUUGUUCUCCCUGCAUUCCAUGGCUAAUGCAGACAGGCUGGUUAGCAGGCAGUGAAGUCUGUUUUCCAUUACUUUGAGGUUUGAGUGGAAGUAUUUUAUUAUGUGAACCCAUGUUACUGGUUUAAACCCCGUGGCCCAGUUUUGUGCAGAAAUGUAAAGGGCCUGUAAUAAUCAUAAUAAUAAUAAAUUUUAUUUAUGGGCGCCUUUCAAGA
Leucoraja erinaceus (little skate) is the source of this 1857-nucleotide messenger RNA. It is a transcript of the gene ift27, whose product is annotated as intraflagellar transport 27 homolog (Chlamydomonas). Gene Ontology annotation, cellular component: Golgi apparatus. Bases 184 to 744 code for a protein of 186 amino acids. Gene Ontology annotation, molecular function: GTP binding; GTPase activity. The record is from RefSeq and is a predicted model, not a curated record. The transcript has 7 exons. NCBI's taxonomy places the organism in Eukaryota, Metazoa, Chordata, Chondrichthyes, Rajiformes, Rajidae.